Durio zibethinus is the source of this 1599-nucleotide messenger RNA. It is a transcript of the gene STL2P, whose product is annotated as SEC12P-like 2 protein. Gene Ontology annotation, biological process: endoplasmic reticulum to Golgi vesicle-mediated transport. Gene Ontology annotation, cellular component: endoplasmic reticulum membrane. The record is from RefSeq and is a predicted model, not a curated record. Gene Ontology annotation, molecular function: guanyl-nucleotide exchange factor activity; protein binding. Lineage: Eukaryota; Viridiplantae; Streptophyta; Magnoliopsida; Malvales; Malvaceae.
GUCUGGUUUCUAAUUGAUUUCUAGACAUGAGUUUUUGAAUUUUUUUAUUUAACAAAAUUUAUUUAAUUUUAAUUUUAAAUUUUUAAAAUUUAUAUAAUUUUAAAAAAGUUCAAAUCUGUAGAUCCAAUGGGCCGGAUCUUGGAACAUCAUAUAUUGCCCGGGCAGCACAUGCGUUAGGCAUAAGCAAGCCUAAAGCCUCUCUGUUGCUCAAGCUUAGACACAAAUUUCAGAAUCAUGACAGACACCCUCUCCGAUCUCCAAAAGUACGGAGUGCCGUUUUACGGAUCCGGCUGGGUUCCUUACAACCACGUCAGAUCCAAGGUCAACUCACAAGAAAAACAUGAAGAUGAUGAAGAGGAUAAUAAGGAAGACGAAGAUCCAACUCAAUCCGAAGAGGAAGAGAUUAGUACCUCCCUAAACUACGUCGUUCUGGCUGGCGGUGGUGGUGAAGGCCGUAGCGGCAUCCCCAAUGCAAUCGUCGUCUCCCACGUCGAUUUCGCCUCUAAUUCUCUCUCUGAUCAACCUGUGGUUAAGCUUGGAACUGGUUCUGAUUUGCCUUAUCGAAUGACUGUUCAUCCGCGUGGAGAUGGCGUUAUCUGUGCAAUGCAACAGAGUUGCAGGUUGUUUGAGUGGGAGGAACCCGAGGACAACGAAGUCCACAAACUGGGUGUCAAGGGGUCAGAGAAAGUUCUGACCCAGUUAGAAGAUGUUGGACAACAAUUAGCACUGACAUUUAACAGUGAGGGUUCUGUACUGGCCGCUGGUGGUGAGGAUGGCAGUUUAAGGGUUUUCAAGUGGCCUAGCAUGGAAAUAAUUCUCAAUGAAGCCCAAGCUCAUUCAUCCGUUAAGAGCUUGGAUUUUAGCUGUGAUGGAAAAUUUCUCGUCUCAUUGGGAAGUAGCCUUUGUAGGAUUUGGGAUGUGACAUCAUCAAAAGUUAUAGCUUCUCUGGCAAAGGGUAAUGAUGAGGUUUUUGCCAUCUGCAGAUUUUCUCAAAUUGUUGAUAAGAAUCCAGUUCUGUAUAUUGCUGCAGUCACAGACCAUGGUGGAAGUAUUUUAACAUGGAACACAACCACAUGGAAGAGAAUGCAUGCUAAUCGAGUAGUCCGGGAACCUAUCUCUGCAUUCAAUGUCUCAGCUGAUGGGAAGUUCCUUGCAGUUGGAACAAUUGGAGGACACCUUUUUAUCAUAAAUUCCUCUAAUAUGGGGGUGCAAAUGAUGGUAAAAAAAGCUCACCUUGGUUUGGUUACAGCAUUGACAUUUUCCCCUGAUUCAAGGGCUUUGAUCUCUGCAUCACUGGACUCAAGUGCUAGGGUGACACUAAUCAAGGACAAGACUAAAAGUGGUGGAAUGAGCUGGUUGAUCAUAUUCAUGGUACUACUUGCAAUUGCUGUGUAUUUCAUGAAGGAGAAAGGAAUCAUACCAUAAUGCAGGCUGCUAAAAUUGCAAUCGAGAAUGUGACCAUAGUUAAGUUUGUGUUGUUUUAAACUUUAGAAAUUACUGGAGCAACUUAAAUAGAUUCGUAUCACAGUUUCACUCCUUUACAUUGGAUACUUAAUUCCUGUCUAAUGAGUUGAUAUGAUAGUCACUUGAAAAUUUGCA